AAAACCGUUACCCCUAGCCACUCCACAAAGUUUCGCAAUUCAGGAAAGCUUGUCUAAUUGUUAAUGCUCUAAAUUAUGAUAUUUCGCUAAAACAAACAGGUUUAAACUAUAGCAAUAAAUAUCAAGGAUCCAUCAAUCGAGUGCAGAAUUCCCAUCGGAGAUAUUUUCUGAUGAGCAACCGGAUGUAGAGCACAUGACAACUUCCCGACCACACCACCCGUGUGUAGGGAUGUGAAGCAACUCAGGUUUUGUUAUUCUACUAAAACUAUGAGUAUGUUACACAUUUAUCUGAAGAUUUACCUCACAACCCUUAGAAAUGGCUGACAUUGUGCAACAACGAAUAGAGGACAGAAUACCAGCGCUUGAACAGUUGGAAAGAGACGGUUUGUUUACCAAUAAAGAAGUCAAGUCUAUGUUGAAAAGAUCUACUGCUCUUGAAUACAAGCUGCACCGAACAGAUUUCAUUACAUACAUACAGUAUGAAAUAAACGUCCUAGAGCUUAUCAAGAAGAGGAGAGCGAGAAUUGGUUACGAUUUUAAGCGGGAGGAAAUUGAGUAUCCCAUCAUUCAUCGCAUACAUCAUGUUUUCAGAAGGGCUACAAAAAAUGGCAGGUUGGAAGAUGUGCAGCUCUGGCUUUCACAGGUUGCCUUUAAUAAGGAAUGGGUCACAAAGUCUCAGCUCAGCAAGAUUUUGUCAUCUAUGUUAGCUAUCCAUCCUGACAAAUUGAAAUGAAUUAAUUGCAUAAUGCUUACAGCUUUGUGGAUAAUGGCUGCUAAGUGUGAGAUGGAGGACAGGAACUCUUCAGAGAGCACCCGGCAUCUCUUCCUCCGUGCCUUGCGCUUUCAUCCUGAGAAGAAGAAAGUCUUUCAGGAGUAUUUCCGGAUGGAGCUCAUGCAUUCUGAGAAACUGAGGAAGCAGCAGCAGGAGUUGGAACAAGCUAAAAUAGAUGUGGGGGAAUAUACUUUUUCUCCGGAAAUCUUGAGUGGAAAACUUGCUGAGCUGUUGUACAGAGAUGCUGCACAAAAAAUUAAAGGGGCUGAAUUCAUCUUGUCAUUGAUACAGAUUGCUGCCAUCUUUGACUUCACAAAGGAGCUACAGGACACCAUCCUGCAAGAUCUGCAGAGUCGGUAUGUGGAUGACUGCAUGAUGUGGGAUUUCAUGGCUAAGAGUGAGCUGGAUGCUGCUGGGGCUCCAGAGCCCCAGUCUGCGAAAGGAAGAGCUUCAGAUACAGAUCGCAGAGAAGAACAAACGUCAUUGAACUCAAGGAAAAGGUGGAGUCAGAUUGACAUGUAUUGUUUGACUGUUGACUGUUCACUUUUUCAGAGAAAGGAGCGAUUACUUCGAGUCUUACAGAGUGCUCAUGAUGCCAAGCUUUUGCAAGAGACAUUCUACAAGAACUGGCUACAGGUCCUGUUGUCGUCAGGGGAUACAGUAUCUGCUACCCAGAUCGCCAUCACAGCCACCCAGCGCUUCAGCCAAUCAUUGGAGAUGUGGAUCUUCAGCCUCCAGACAUUAGUCCAUCUGGAGAGCACAGAGGCGGGACAUCUAUUCCAGGAAGCCCUGAAACACAUGAAUCCCAAGGAAAGUCUGCCAUUAUGGCAGCUGCAGGCAGAUUGGAGCAUGACCUCACAGAUACCAGAGGACACGGAAACCUUAUUUCAGAAAGGGCUUCUGUCUCCAGUACCUGCAGUGUCAUCUACCAUGAAGGAAAAAUACCUUGAAUGGUCAUAUAAAACUGGUGGUUACAAAAGGGCUAGAAAAACAUUCACCAGCUUACAUGAACACAGACCCUUCACUAGGACAUUCUUCAUGAAGAUGAUUGAGAUUGAAAAAGAGCAGGAGACACCAAAGAUGAGUAACCUGAGAGACUACUAUGAGCGAGCACUUCGUGAAUUCGGUUCCUCAGUUGAAGAUCUCUGGAUGGAGUGCAUCAAGGAAGAGCUGGGAAGGCAUGGAAACCCAGAGAACUGCGGGAAGCUCCACUGGAGGGCUGUUCAGAUGCUGGAGGGUGAAAGUGUUGAGCGCUUUACCACGAAGUACGCACUUCUGCAGACUGGGCACAUGUAAAACCAGCAUGAAUCUUUAAUGUGCUUUCUGUAUUGUUCAUAUUUGGACCAAAAAAACGGCUUUUCUGCUGUUUCAGUAAUAAACAUUUUAUUAUGA
Messenger RNA from Cyprinus carpio (common carp), 2164 nucleotides. Its product is annotated as U3 small nucleolar RNA-associated protein 6 homolog. Gene Ontology annotation, cellular component: small-subunit processome; Pwp2p-containing subcomplex of 90S preribosome. Gene Ontology annotation, biological process: maturation of SSU-rRNA from tricistronic rRNA transcript (SSU-rRNA, 5.8S rRNA, LSU-rRNA). The transcript has 18 exons. The record is from RefSeq and is a predicted model, not a curated record. Lineage: Eukaryota; Metazoa; Chordata; Actinopteri; Cypriniformes; Cyprinidae. Gene Ontology annotation, molecular function: protein binding; snoRNA binding.